GCGCGCGCACAAAACCACCCCAUCGGGUUCCACACCCCCGACGAAAACGUGUUUAUCGAUCCGGUAACCUCACAAACUGGCGACCGGCUGACAUUAAACCGAAAGACGAGACGCACGUGCGAAGACGAGAUAAAUGAGCGCGUGCAAUUACGAAGUGCAACAAAAACGAUCUCAAUCGAGUGCGCUCGCUCGUGUAAUUAAUACCAGAUACCGUAAUUAAGCCGAUACCUUAUCGCCGUUUCGCAGACACAUUUACGAGAGGCCGAAUGAACACUCCGAGGAAAACCCGCUUCGUGAUGGCAGAAAAAACUAACAACCUAUACAGCGCCCGACUCCGUAAUGUGCGUAGGAGACUUUUUCAAGACGAUGGUGACAACGACGAGCAACAGAAGCAUAAGGACAUUGAAAACCGUUUUUCGGAAGAGAGGCGAAUACAAUUGGAACAGAGCAUGGAGAAGUGGAACUUCGACUUCGUGCGCGGAGAACCACGACCCGGUCGCUACGAAUGGGUAAAACUCGACGAACAAGGAAAUGAAAUUUCUGAAUCCAAGGAGACAAAUGGGAGAAUAAGUGCGGAGGAAGCAUCAGAAAACAACGUGGAACAAAUCGAUGGAUGAAACGAUCGAAGCGGCAAAAGAAUCAAAUUGUGAUAUUAUUUAUUGAUAGAAAAUAAGCAAGAUUUAACAUCAUAUUUUUUCGAGCAUGAAAAGACUACGUAAAUUUUUAAUUGUAUAAUACGUAAAUAAUUUUUCAUGAAUAAUGAAAACUAUAUUUAUAAAUUCUUUUUAAAAGUUUAGAACGAUUUUUUUUAUAUGAGUAGGAAGAGUAAUAAGUGCAAAGUCUUAUAAGCAAAAGUAUUUAUUAUUUAAUUAUAUUUAAAAUGGCAAUUUGUAAAUUGGACUUUAUAAAUUGGCGGUUUAUUUUAAUUGAUCAACUCUUAAGUUUCUAGUCAAAAGAGGCAUGAUGUCAAACAUGUCUCCAAGAAACCAAAGCUAAAUUUUUAAUUUUAUUUAACUUAUUGACAAAUCAGAAAACACACACACAAACAACCUGAAUCAUGCAUUUGGUGUCUAAUUAAUUUUAUCUAUAUUAGUUUCACAACAUGACAUUAUUCAUUUUAAUAUUCAUGGAAACAAAUGUGCAAUACACGUUAUUAUACUCAAUCGAUAUUUUUAGUACUUCGGAGUACACAAUAAUCGGGCAGCUUAGGAGAAAGAAAUUUGUAUAAAAAUAUACAUAACAUGAAAUUAUAUGAAAUUAUAAAAUAA
Temnothorax curvispinosus is the source of this 1268-nucleotide messenger RNA. RefSeq lists its product as uncharacterized. The transcript has 3 exons. Gene Ontology annotation, molecular function: cyclin-dependent protein serine/threonine kinase inhibitor activity. The record is from RefSeq and is a predicted model, not a curated record. Bases 267 to 617 code for a protein of 116 amino acids. Gene Ontology annotation, cellular component: nucleus. Gene Ontology annotation, biological process: regulation of cell cycle. Lineage: Eukaryota; Metazoa; Arthropoda; Insecta; Hymenoptera; Formicidae.